Molecule: messenger RNA, 687 nt
Organism: Hevea brasiliensis (rubber tree)
Lineage: Eukaryota; Viridiplantae; Streptophyta; Magnoliopsida; Malpighiales; Euphorbiaceae
Product: 40S ribosomal protein S27-2
Exons: 4
Coding region: 153-413 (86 amino acids)
Biological process (GO): translation; ribosomal small subunit assembly
Cellular component (GO): ribosome; cytosolic small ribosomal subunit
Molecular function (GO): structural constituent of ribosome; RNA binding
Source: RefSeq, a predicted model, not a curated record
UGGCUGAGAUAUGAGAGGCUUAAAAUCCAACGGCCAGCAGAUCUCAACCAGCCCUUUAUAUUCAUCUUAUUCAACCAGUUUAUUUCUCUCGCGCUUUGUGGCAGUCACAGAAGCUUUUCUAGGGUUUACGUAGUUCUGAUUCACAGUUCAAGAUGGUUCUUCAAAACGAUAUUGAUUUGCUCAAUCCUCCGGCCGAGCUCGAGAAGAGGAAGCACAAGCUCAAGCGCCUCGUGCAGUCUCCUAACUCAUUUUUUAUGGAUGUGAAAUGCCAGGGCUGCUUCAACAUAACUACUGUGUUUAGUCACUCGCAAACAGUGGUGGUGUGUGGGAAUUGCCAGACAGUAUUGUGCCAACCAACCGGUGGGCGUGCAAGGCUUACAGAGGGUUGCUCUUUCAGGAGGAAGGGUGAUUGAAGAUGAAAGAUGAUAUGUUGCUUUUUCUUGGUAAAUGCAAGUAGAAUUCUUUUUAAAGGAUGAUGGUUUCGACAAAGGAAUGGGAGCACUUUUGGCCUUCAAUUGUUUUUUUUGGUGCUAUUUUGUUAGCAAAUAUCUCUACUUUAUUGUUGCUAUCUGAUUUUGUGUUGCAUUGCUGCACUCAAAAUCUGGUGUUGUGUGAAAAUCUCAGAUUAUAUUAUAUCUGUCAAAAUGUUAUUAUCUUUGGCUAAUUUUAUCUGAUUAUCAUUUUUUC